This is a messenger RNA of Neurospora tetraspora, 210 nucleotides long. RefSeq lists its product as uncharacterized. The transcript has a single exon. Lineage: Eukaryota; Fungi; Ascomycota; Sordariomycetes; Sordariales; Sordariaceae. The record is from RefSeq and is a predicted model, not a curated record. The annotation marks the transcript as partial. Gene Ontology annotation, molecular function: protein binding.
CUGGCGGAAGAGGACGAUUCUCGACUGACGUCGAAGCAUGCGCUCGCGAGUGCCUAUCUCUCUGACAGACGGAUCAAGGAGGCCAUCGAGAUGCUUGAGCACGUGGUGACGGUGUGGAAGAGGACGCUGGCGGAAGACGACCAUUCUCGACUGACGUCAAAGCACGAGCUAGCUAAGGCUUAUCUCGAUGACAGACGGAUCAAGGAGGCU